Molecule: messenger RNA, 2012 nt
Organism: Manis pentadactyla (Chinese pangolin)
Lineage: Eukaryota; Metazoa; Chordata; Mammalia; Pholidota; Manidae
Gene: SLC17A2
Product: solute carrier family 17 member 2
Exons: 12
Coding region: 225-1658 (477 amino acids)
Biological process (GO): monoatomic anion transport; transmembrane transport
Molecular function (GO): transmembrane transporter activity
Source: RefSeq, a predicted model, not a curated record
CUAGUGCUGACUGCCACGUGGCUCAUUAUUUAUCCUUGUGAAACUGCAGAAUUAUUUGAAAGGGAAGAAGGGACAGAAACUCUUGCUUUCUUCAAAGUAGCCUUAUAGUCUAGGGCUUAAAAUACUGAUUUAAUGGUGAAGAUAAAAGCCUGCUGUGGUAAAAGAGAUUCAGGGCAGAGGGAAACUCCACCACAAAGUGUGGUACCAUUUUCCAGAGAAGGCAAAUGGACAAGAAGCCUUCCACUAAGAAAGGUCCAGAUUUCUGUUCAUUACGCUAUGGGCUGGCUCUCAUCAUGCACUUCUCAAACUUCACCAUGAUAACCCAGCGUGUGAGUCUGAGCAUUGCAAUCAUUGCCAUGGUGAAUAGCACCCAGCAGCACGGUCAAUCUAAUGCCUCUUCGGAAGGACCUCUUGCAGACAGCCUCAGUAACCCCGGCAGCUCCAUCGAAGAAUUUCAUACAAGGGCUUCUGUAUAUGAAUGGAGCCCAGAAACUCAGGGUAUCAUCUUUAGCUCCAUCAGCUAUGGGAUAAUACUGACCCUGAUCCCAAGUGGAUAUUUAGCAGGGAUAUUUGGCGCAAAGCAGAUGCUUGGUGCUGGUUUGCUGAUCUCCUCUCUUCUCACCCUCUUCACACCAUUGGCUGCUGACUUUGGAGUGGCCUUGGUUAUUGUGAUUCGGACUGUCCAGGGCAUGGCCCAGGGAAUGGCAUGGACAGGUCAGUUUACAAUUUGGACAAAAUGGGCCCCCCCACUUGAACGAAGCAAGCUCACCAGCAUUGCAGGAUCAGGGGCAGCGUUUGGGUCCUUCAUCAUCCUCUGUGUUGGGGGACUAAUCUCACAAGCUUUGGGCUGGCCUUUUAUCUUCUACAUCUUUGGUAGCAUUGGCUGUGUCUGCUGUCUGCUGUGGUUCACGGUGAUUUAUGAUGACCCUGUGCACCAUCCAUGCAUAAGCAUCAGGGAAAAGGAACAUAUCAUGUCCUCACUAGCUCACCAGUCCAGUUCUCCUAGACGAUCUGUCCCCAUAAAGGCUAUGGCCAGAUGCCUACCACUUUGGGCCAUUUUUAUGGGGUUUUUCAGCCAUUUCUGGUUAUGCACCAUAAUCAUAACAUACCUACCAACGUACAUCAGUUCUGUGCUCCAUGUUAACAUCAGAGAUAGUGGGGUUCUGUCCUCCCUGCCUUUCAUUGCUGCCUCAAGUUGCACCAUUCUAGGAGGUCAGUUGGCAGAUUUCCUUCUGUCCAGGGAUCUCAGAUUGAUCACCGUACGAAAACUCUUCUCGUUCUUAGGGCUCCUCCUUCCAUCCCUGUGUGCUGUGGCUCUGCCCUUCGUGGCUUCCAGUUACAUGACAACCAUUAUUUUGCUGAUACUUAUUCCUGGGACCAGCAACCUGUGUGAUUCGGGGUUCAUCAUCAACACCUUAGAUAUCGCCCCAAGAUAUGCAAGUUUCCUCAUGGGACUCUCAAGGGGAUUUGGGCUCAUCGCAGGAAUCAUCUCUUCCACUGCCACUGGAUUCCUUAUCAGUCAGGAUUCUGUGUCUGGAUGGAGGAAUGUCUUUUUCCUGUCUGCCGCUGUCAACAUGUUUGGCCUGGUUUUUUACAUCACAUUUGGACAAGCAGAAAUUCAGAACUGGGCCAAAGAGAGGCCCAUCACCCGCCUCUGAUGAUUGAGAGUUGCAAACUUAAAUGACCAUUAACUUUGUGACAUUUUUUAUUGAUUGUCAUUCUUUCUUCAUAUUCUUGGCCAUAGACUCAACAGAUCUCUAUUCUGGUUGUGUAUUAAAUUUCCCUGGGGAGUCUCUAAAACAUACUAAUGAAUGGGCCCUAUUCCAGAGACUGAAUGAAUUGGUCUAUGAGAGAGCCCUGAUACCACUAAUUUUUAGAGACUUCCCAGGAUUUUUAAACCUGUAGCCAGGGUUGACAACUUCUGGACAAACUUGAAAUGUCAAUUCCUGUUGCCUUUGACUUUUCCUCUUUGGAAAGUACUGGAUGAAUAAAAAUCUAUGUAAAAAUAAUAA